AUGUCAGCCCCGCAACGUGGAGACAGAGGCGGCGGCCGUGGUGGCCGAGGUCGAGGAGACAGCAACCGUGGAGGCUCUUCCAAUCGCGGCGAUUUUUCCGGUGGUCGUGGCGGCGAUGCUCCAAGAGGAGGCGGCCACAACGAUCGAGGUGGUCCUUCAUCCCGAGGUGAUCGCGGUGGCGGCUCCUUCCGGGGCGAUCGCGGCGGUUCCUUUCGAGGUGAUCGUGGCGGUGGCUCCUAUCGAGGCGACCGUGGUGGCUUCCAGAGCGACAGAGGCCGAGGUGGUGGUGGAGGCGGACGUGGAGGACGAGGAGGUUUCCAGCUCCCAAUCCACUCUGGACCAAGCUUUCCCAACAACAGCAUCUUCCUCGAAGGCAAUGUCCCUCAGCCAGACAAGGACGUUCAUGCUCUCGAAGAUGCUCGUGUCAAGAACACCGCGGGCAAGAUCAUUGAGCGUUUCCCGGGACGCCCAGGCCAUGGUACCAAGGGUAUCUCCAUCGUGCUGCGUGCCAACUACCUGCACCUCAAGACCGCCUUCGAGACUGGUAAACAGGAGGUUCCCCUCUACCGCUAUGCGGUUGGUACGGUUGGAGGCGAGAAGCUCAGCAAGCCCAAGAUGCGUCUUCUCGUGACCAACCUUAUCAGAGACCCCAUGUUCGCCGGCCGUCAGGUCGCGACAGACUACUCAAGCAUCAUUGUGACGACCAAGAAGCUCGAUCUCGGCCCUUCCGACCGUAAGCAAGGCAAGAUCGAGGUCAUCGAUCCCACCUUACCCCCUUUCCAAGGUCCAGACAAUACACAGGCUCAGGAAGCCAGAAAUCGACGCACCAAGGGUGAUCUCGUCCAAGUACUCAACAUCAUUCUAGGCAAAGCACCCAAUGAUAUGGCCAAUGUAUACUCGCUUGGACAAAACAAGUACUUUCCCGGUGUCGGCUCGCCAUUGAUGGAGCAGGUCGACAUUACUGGCGGCCUCCAAGCCCUUCGAGGCUACUAUGCUAGUGUUCGCACUUCAUCAAACAGGAUCUUGGUCAAUCUCAACGUAGCAAGUGCGGCUUUCUACAAGGCUGGACCACUCAUGAACCUUGUUUCUGAGUUUGUGGGCGGUUACUCUGGUCAAGCUCUCAGAGCACAGGACCUAGUCAAGGCUGAAGGUUUCAUCCGCAUGCUUCGCGUCAGCACGAACUAUCUCAAGGCUCUCGAUGCGAACGGCAAGCCUAAGACGGACGCUCAAGGGCGCCCUCAGACCGUGCCUGGUUUGAAGAGCGUUGUCGGCCUAGCUCCCCGUCCCAGGAAUGGCGAUGCCAGAUCUGUCUCCUUCUCCUGGUCGGACCCCAAGAAUCCUCAAGCUGCAGCUCGCAGUAUCUCUGUGUUUGACUUCUUCAAGACUCAGCACGGCAUCACUCUUCAGCACCCAGAAUUGCCUGUCCUCAAUGUAGGCACGAGAAAUGAUCCUUCAUAUUUGCCCAUCGAGCUGGCUACUGUUUUGCCUGGUCAACCCGUCAGACGCCUACUCUCCGGAGGUAUGUAUCAGAGCUUGAACCCUUUUCACAUUGCAGAGUUCUAUUCAGGAUCUGCUAGACGUCCAUUGAGAGCCUGCUGUCACUCGCGAGAAGGCACGCUCUCGGUGGAGUCGUCCAACCUUUGGAUAGCACUUUGCAAUGCGACAGUUGGUGCAGUGCACCGUUGA
This is a messenger RNA of Aureobasidium uvarum, 1686 nucleotides long. NCBI's taxonomy places the organism in Eukaryota, Fungi, Ascomycota, Dothideomycetes, Dothideales, Saccotheciaceae. The record is from the annotation of a GenBank genome assembly.